This is a messenger RNA of Paramormyrops kingsleyae, 1510 nucleotides long. RefSeq names its product BRICHOS domain containing 5 (gene bricd5). Lineage: Eukaryota; Metazoa; Chordata; Actinopteri; Osteoglossiformes; Mormyridae. The record is from RefSeq and is a predicted model, not a curated record.
CUCUCUGUAUUAUUUUAUGUGUUCCAUUAAGAGCUACGUUGCAUGACCCCAGAUGCUCUGAUAAAUUUGAUGGGAAAAAAAAACGAACAAAGACCAAUCUGUGGAUCCUUACCUGUUCCUCACAUUUUCUGUGCUAAGCCAAGCUAAGCUGAUUGGUUAUAGCUUACUGGGCUUUAGCUUUGGUGCACAGAGUCACCUUGGUCUUUCAGCAUCUGGGUGGACGCAUUCUCAGGUUUUUGUGCCUCAGACUGCUCGGUGACAGCUUCUGCCCGCAGCAGCUGAGAUCCCCGUGCCCUUUUGUCCAUUGUCCACGCCGGGGUCCUUGGCCAGCGUUUCUAGCUGUCACGUGUGUGCCCAUGCGAUGCGGGGAACGCCAGGAUCUGGCCAGGUGUGCCGCUGCCUGGCCCAUUGUGGGCCCGUCUCUGCUCACAGUCGAGCUGAGGGAACAGUGAAGAGGUGUACCUGGGCGCAGGAUGGUGAGGUGCUGUACUGCGAGCCGCCUGGAGGACUCCCCGUGUGAGGACGGGUCUCCAGCGUUGCCCAUCCAGUUCCGUCACCGGGCGCUUUGGGGCAGCCUGACGGCAGUCCUGCUCCUGGUGAUCAUAGUGCUCAGUGUCACCGGACGCCUGGCCUUUCGAUGGCCCGGCCCACAGGUGAUCAGGAUCACAGCACUGGACGGCACUGGCAGCCUGGUCAAUCAGUCGGCCACCGUGGAGCGGCGUGACAGCGCAGUGACUUACAGUGUGACCUCUGGCGGCACCAACCGCACCUCCACCAUGCUCUUUGACAUCAGACACGGGGUCAUAUGCUACAAGCCUGACAGCCAGGACACCUGCUUUCUUCGCAAGAUGGACUCGUCUGAUUAUGAAAAUCUGCAGGCCCUUCUGGGUGAUUCUACACAGAAGGUCAGUCAGUUCUGGUUUCUGGGGAAUGAGACACAGAGAUUCACGGAGUUCUUAGAAGUGCUGGGGGGCAAGCCUGUGGACACCGCGUCCCUCCCAGAGCCCUUACAGCCCCUCUGUCUGCAAAGCUCGACUUACUGGGCCCGGAAAGCCGCCGGUCCGGCAAAGCAAAGGCUCAUUUACUUUUGUAUAGACAUAUGCUUCCCGAACAACGUGUGCGUGUCUGUGUGCUUCUACUACCUGCCUGAGUAAAGGCCGACAACCGAGUGUCAGAGCCCAGGGAACAAAGUGCUCCUUCUCCUCAUCACAAAGGCAGAGAGCCCAAGCUGAAAACACUGAUGGGGAGGGGGCAGGAGGUGGCACACACACACGGUCCCCCGGCCAACCACCUCCCUGGAGGAGGAGACUAAACACCCCGUCCAGGAACAAGCAACCCUUAUCCUCACCUUUCAAUCUUUUAUACCUUUUUUUUUUGUAGUGGAAUUUGAAAGAUGAAAAGAUUCAUUGAGGUCUUCGUUUCCUGUAGCCUACAGCUGAUGACUAAGUAAAUGCACUUCUGUUGGCUAAAGUCUCUGCUUUCAAAUAAAAUGCUGCAUUGUAAUAUUCCA